Xiphophorus maculatus (southern platyfish) is the source of this 4225-nucleotide messenger RNA. Its product is annotated as protein NLRC3-like. Gene Ontology annotation, biological process: regulation of apoptotic process. Lineage: Eukaryota; Metazoa; Chordata; Actinopteri; Cyprinodontiformes; Poeciliidae. The record is from RefSeq and is a predicted model, not a curated record. Gene Ontology annotation, molecular function: protein binding. The transcript is spliced from 12 exons. The coding region runs from base 117 to 3962 and encodes 1281 amino acids.
CUCCGGAAAAAAUAACUGCUCUCAGGCUUACAAAGACUAAACAGGUUAUUUGACGCCCAGAUUUUCUGCUCUUGCUUACUAGAUGAUCUCAAGAGUCACUGUGGUGAAGAAAUAACAUGGGGAACAAGUGCUGUGCCACCACGAGGGAUAAGGAAGUGACAACAGGAAUCCGUAAAACUGAUAAAAGGAAUGACGACUCUGACAAAGAGAAACAAGGAGACACUUCCUCAGCUGCACAGCCAUCGCAUUUAGAGGACGUGAGAGAUGAAACGCAAACAUUGAUGGGAGAGACUUUAUCUAGUCAAGCAGAACAUAUUUCUUUUGAGACAAGGGACUCUACUGAGAACUUUAUCAGUUUGGCAAAUGAUGCAUCUCAUGAACUUCCCAAUCCAAGCUCAUCCAAACUUGUAUCAGCUGAGGAGAAAGCAACUUGGGUGGACAGUAACAUGCCGGAGCUUAUUCAGAGUGUAGUUCCAGUGAUGACCAUAGCUGACCAUAUUCUCAAGUUGAAGAUAAUCCACCAGGAGACGUAUGACCAAAUCGAAGCCUCCUCUGUGAACCAGGAUCGAAUGAGAAAACUCUUUAGAGCACUUAAUUAUCCAAAGGCAAAAGCAGCUUUCUACGAUAUCCUUUGGAAAAUUCAACCUGAGACUUGUGAAACUGAAGAUAUCAUUAAAGACGUCAUCAAAAAUAACAAAGAAUACUUGAGGAAAAAGUGCGCAUGGGAGUUGGAAGGCACCGAAAAAGAUAAUAAAGAAAUAAAAUUAUUGGAUCAGAUUUAUACGGAGCUUCACAUUGUUCAAGGAGAAAAUGAACAUGUCAAUAAGCAGCAUGAGAUUUGGGAGAUUGAAGACAAGUAUAGAACUCAAGCAACAGAAGGAAUUAAGAUAAACUGCAACAAUAUCUUUCAAAGCACACCAGAAAUGAGAGCUAUUAGAACAGUGAUGACCAAGGGGAUUGCUGGAAUCGGUAAAACUGUGUCUGUAAAAAAAUUCAUUCUUGACUGGGCAGACGGAAAAGCAAAUCCAGACCUGGACUUCAUCUUCAUGAUUCCAUUCAGGGAGCUUAAUUUGGUCAAAGACGAUGAGUUCAGUCUUGAGACUCUUGUUAAAGAAUUUCAUCCUGUACUCAAGAACAUAGCAGUUGCUAAAAAUGUUGCUAAUUACAAAGUUUUGUUCAUUUUUGAUGGCCUUGAUGAAAGUCAGCUUAAACUGAACUUUCAAACAACUAAAAGAUUGACAGACCCAACAAAGGAAUCAUCUGUAGACAUCCUGGUGACUAAUCUCAUUAGGGAACAUCUUCUGCCCUCUGCGCUUGUCUGGAUAACUUCAAGACCAGGAGCUGUUCAGCGCAUCCCCAAAGAAUAUGUCUAUCAAUGGACAGAAGUCAGAGGUUUCGAUGAUCCACAGAAAAUACAGUACUUCAGGAAUAGAGUUCAGAACACUAUGAUCGCUGAAAAAAUAAUUGAUCAUAUUAAGAACUCACGGAGCUUAUUUAUCAUGUGUCACAUACCCAUCUUCUGUUGGAUUGCCUCAAAGGUUUUUGAGUACUUGCUUUUAAAAAUGGAAAGCAGCCGAGAGAAAACCACUAAGAUACCCACAACUCUUAUUGAAAUGUACACACACUUCUUUUGUAUUCAGAUAAGGAUCGCUGUUGAGAAAUACGACAAGGAAAACGAGUUAGAGAUCACUGAAAUCUUCAGAUUGAAUGAAGAUUUCAUCUUCAAACUGGGCAGAAUGGCAUUUGAAAAACUGAACAAAGGGGAAAUUAUAUUCAGCAGUGAUGAUCUAAAAAGUUAUGGCAUUGACACAAAGAAAGCUGGAGUCGACUGUGGGUUGUGUACCACAAUAUUCAAGGAAGAGAGCAUCUUUCACUCAAAGAAGCUUUACUGCUUUGUGCAUUUGACAAUUCAGGAGUACUUUGCUGCUCUCUUUGUGUACAGGAGUUUUGCAAGUAAAACAAUUGACUCUCAAAGCCUUAGAGAUUUCCUUCUGAUAGGAUCUGAGGACGAGCUGAAGACAAUCUUGGAUGUUCACCCAGUUGAUCUCCCUUUGGAUGAGCUAAUGGAAAUUUCAAUAGCUAAUUCAACUUCGAGAAAGACAGGAGAACUGGACAUGUUUCUUAGGUUCCUCAUUGGCAUGUCCUUAGAGUCGACACAAAAACAGCUUCAAGGGCUCAUUCAGCAAACAGAGGACCACUCUGAAGUUGUUGAGAAGAUCAGGACAAGUAUAACAGAAAUUGAUCUUUUGGACUGCUCUCCAGACAGGUGUUUGAACCUUGUUCACUGUAUGACUGAACUGAAAGAUGAUUCCCUGUACGACAGCGUGAGACAGUUUCUGAAUCCAAAUCAGUACCCAGAAACACAGCUCACCCCUGUUCAGUGUUCAGCUUUGGCUGACUUAAUGCUAAUGUCAGCUACACCUAUUGAGGAAUUUGACCUGGCGAAAUACACAACAAAAGUAAAGGGCAUUUUCAGGAUUGUCCCAGCUGUGAGAAACUGUAGAAAGGCCAGAAUAUCAGGUGCAGAUCUUGACCUCUGGAUUUGUGAAACUAUUUCUUCGGCUCUGUGGAGUCCACGCUCUCCACUAACUGAACUACAUCUUGUACAUAACACUUUUUAUGAUAAAGGUAUUACUGUACUGAUUGAUGGACUGAAAAACUCUCCAUGUAAACUGGAGGCUCUCAGUCUUUCAGGAAACGGACACUCAAUGUCAGUGACAGAAGAGUUGGCCUCGGCUGUAACAUCAGUAAUCUCCAACAUAAGAGAACUGGAACUGAGUGAAAACGUGCUGGGAAAAUCACUACUGCCGGUGAUCUCUGAGGCGCUUCAGUGCCAGAAAUUGGAGAAGCUCAGGCUAAGGCUGAACAGAAAUGGUGAGAUUAGAAAAAUCUGCAAUGAGAUAGGGAAGGCAUUCACAACCAACUCGACAAAUCUGAGAGAACUAGAACUGAAUUACCUCAAUUUUGCCGACUCAGAACUUGAGAUCCUAUCAUCGUCAUUGAUGAGCACAAGCUGUGCACUGGAGACCCUGAGACUCAGUCACAACAAGUUGACUGCGAGAGGUUGUGAGACCCUGGCUUUGGCACUCAGUUCCAGACCUACACCUUUAAGAGAGCUGGACUUGAGCUACAAUGACCUGCAUGAUUCUGGAGUAGAGAAACUCUGUAGCGCACUGACAAGUUCACAUUGUGGUUUAGAGACAUUAAGGCUGUCUUUCUGUAAAGUGACAGAAGAUGGAUGUUCCUCCCUGGCAAAGGCUCUGAUGUCCGACUACUGCAACCUCAGGGAGUUGGACCUAAGCUUUAAUCACCUGACAAAUCAAGGAAUCAAAACCCUGACUGAGAAACAAAGAGAUUCACACUGCAGCCUAGAAAAUCUUAAUGUGGACCAUAAUGAAGAAUGCUGGGUUAACCAUAAACUACUGCGAAGAUAUGCCUGUGAUCUGACGCUGGAUGAAAACACUGCUGGGCGAAGAAUCACUUUGACGCAAGACAAUAAACAAGCACAUUUUGAUCAAGAGAAGCAACAUUACCCUGAUCAUCCAGACAGAUUUGAUUUGCAACAGGUUCUUUGUAAAGAGGGUCUGACAGAGCGCCAUUACUGGGAGGUUGAGUUCCACAGUUUCUCAGACGGUGAGGUGGGAGUGGCAUACAAAAGUAUCGCCCGGAGUGGAGACAAUAGUAGUGAGUUUUCUUUAGGAAGGAAUGAGAAAUCUUGGUCCUGGUCCACAGAUGGAACUUUUUGGCACAAUGAUCCCACUGAAUGGAUUUUGACUGAGUUUAAAACACGGAACCUUGGAGUGUAUUUGGACUGGCCAGCAGGUAUUUUGUCCUUCUUUGAAGUGUCUCCAGAUGAAUUGACUCACCUGCACACAGUAUGCACAACUUUUACUGAACCACUCUAUCCUGGGUUUUAUUUAAGUCAUGGAUCAAUGUACAUUAAAGAAAUAGAAAUGGAGUAAAGAAUGGACAUUUGACUAAAUAAGGUUGCUGUGAGGCAUAGACAAUGCAUGAAACAACGUAGCACAAGAAUGCUUUUAUUCAGUUUCUAUAAAGGGAAGGUUUUUCUGCUUUGCCCCAAAGCCUCAGCUUUCUAAAUAUUGUGUGCUGUUUAAACACAUUUCCAUGUAUUAAUAUUUAAUUUGUUGAAAUGUGCUGAGCUAAGAUGACCCUGACUGUGCUCAGUGCAUUGUGUGUAUAAGGUUAAUAAAUAAUAACAAGAUCA